Molecule: messenger RNA, 40513 nt
Organism: Xyrichtys novacula (pearly razorfish)
Lineage: Eukaryota; Metazoa; Chordata; Actinopteri; Labriformes; Labridae
Source: the annotation of a GenBank genome assembly
GUGAAUCCCUGUGGGGGAGGUGGGGCCAAAACUGAAAGAACUCCUUUGGCAGGCAGAAUAGAGCUUUUAUUGAGGAUAUUUCUAAGCUGACCAUCAGGGACCAAAUCGCUGGAUUGUUAAAAAAAAAAAAAAAAAAAAAAAACAUAGCUGAAUCACGCUGCUCCCUCUCUUUCAUUCCUUCCCUCGUUUCAUUGCAGUGAGACGGAGAGCAGUGUAGCUCUCAUGCAGUACCCAAGAGCAAGCAGAAUGCAAGGAAUCUACAGUAUUCCCCUGUCUCACACAAGAAGCCCAGUUCACUCCUGAAGGACAAGAGAGUGAGGAGAGAAAGAGGCAGAGCCAGAGAGCAGUCAGGGGAGGAUUCAAACUGCUGUGGUUGAGAGGAGGAACGUACGGUCUUGUCCUGUUCUGCUCUGCUCUUGUUGCCUCAGGUGUGUGUGCUCCUCCCUCCCCAUCCGCGGUGCCUGCUGUCAGCUCCAUCCCUGGCUGGCUGAGGCCAUGGUGUUGGUGCUGCGAGCCCUGCUGCCCUGCUUCUGCACCCUGCUGUCCCUGGACCUGCUGCCUGGGGUGGAACCCGCAGUGCCCCUGGAGGACUUCUACCCCUUUGGCCAGGACAAGGGGGACUCCCAGACCAUCGCUCAGGACGACGGGGGCUCCAGGCUGGUGGAGAUCUCUGUUGCUUUCCCCUUCUUUGGUGACAGGCAUGCAGGACUUUAUGUGAGUAAAGAGCAGUGAUUUUUUUUCUCCUGAUGUGAGUGUGUGAGUGUGUGUAUGUGUGCGUUUUGUCUUCAUAUGUCAGCGUGUAUGUGUGUGCAUGCACUUGGCAGUUGGCAAUUGAAACUGACAUGGUGUGGAUUGUAUAAGAGCCUCAGGGAGAUGAAAUUUGGCCAACAUCCAGAUACUACAUUGACGUGCCCUGGGAGAGUUUGUGUAUGUUUAUGUGCGCUCACAGGCUCUGGUGUGUAGCCUCAUUUGUAGAAUAUCAUGUUUUCCCCUACGGGUGGAAUUAUAAUCCUGUAUGACAUUUUCCUCACUUUACAUCUGCCCUCCUUGCACUCCGAGGGGCUCUCAUGUGCAAGGGAGAAACUAUUAGCAGAACAGUGAAAAGCCUUGUUCUGAUAAGUCUACAAUAAGCUGUUAAAGGAAAUGACAGUUUGUGUUCUUACUGUUGCCACGGAGCAUCUGUGAGCGGUUCUUUCUUAGAGAGUGUGAGAGGAAUAUCCUCACAGGAGAAAGAGAGUGAAAGAAACAGCGCUCAUGGGAGGAAGCCGAGUGGUUUGACGAGGAUUUUCGCACAGCACAGUGAAACACACUUUGAUCUGCCUUUGUCAUGUAUUGGGUUCCGUUCCAGCGCAUGGAAAGGCAGAACUCCCUUAAAUCAACACCACCUGUUGUGGUUAUGCAUCCGCAUUCGCUCUCCCCGAAUCACCCCCCCUCCCUUCUCCUCCUCCUCCUCCCCGGCUCUCUGAGCCUCGCCUUCCUCCUCCCUGUUCAAACCAUGGGGCAGGGCAGGGGAGGCUGAGGAACCAUGGCAACAAUGGGCAAGGUCAAAGGUUGUCUUUCUAAUAUAAGCAUGUGCACCAUGAGAGUGAAGUCAGUCAGGCAUUUUAAAACUCUUUUGCAUGUACCCUCACUGUGUGUUAAGUCACAUUGACAGUUUUUUUAGGUGCAGUGUGUUAGUGUUGUCUAAAUGAAGAUAUGAAAUCCAACAGUCUCUAAAAGUUUUACACUUAUGGUUGUUCUGUCAUGUCUAUUGAACUCCCCAAAUGGUUUGGACACAGAACACAAACAAUCUUUGAUGGCUUGCAACUCAUUGAAACCCUAUAAUUCACUAAAAACUGUGCAAAGACAGCUUGUCAAAUGUUGAAAGUAAAAAAUAUAAUAUGUGUUCAUUGAAAAAAAACACCAUCAAUAUGUUUAAAAAAAAGUUUGGACAGGGGCAUGUUUACCAAUGUAUUCUCUGUAACAUCACGGUGUGAUCACACAGUCUCUCACAGAGUGGUGAACCUCUUCUAUUCUCUGAGAGACACCAUUAGGUCUCGGUUGUUACCUUACGUUUAUGGAUUAUAGUUUAAUGUUCUUAUCUGGUACUGGCCCCAAGUACAUGCUGUCAUGACAGACAGACAUCUCAACACUAGUGUCUAAUCAAAACUGAAAAACAGUCAGUCUGCUGUUGUGUCAGUCUUCUCGCUUCCUGCCGGGACGCGUCUUUUCCCCCCCCAGAAAGUUGCAAAAUCACAUCGGGCUUGAUGUGUAUAGUCAGGCACGUCAAAAUUCGCCUCCGAAUAUUUCAUAAUUUCGCGUUGUAUAUUUGCGUGUGUAUGGACCUUUAAAUUUACAAUGAAACUGAGACUCAAAAGAAACAGAUGAACAAGUGCUACCGCAGAGGAAGCAAUGAAAAAAGAGCUAAUUAUACUAAUUUACUGCUCUUUAUCUAGUUCCUGGUCUGAACCCAUGAGGCUUGUGUGAUAACCAUAGACUAUAUAUAAGAUGGACACCGUGGUUCCGCCUUCUGCCUGUAUACGGAUUUGAAGCCAAAAAGCUUUCGGUAAUUCCGGGUUUUUCUCCACUUCCUUGAAACCAGAGCUGCGCAGUUGCGUUGUAUGCAGACGUUUUUGGCUGGGCGGGGGGUUCGGAGCGAUGACGCUCCGCUCAAAAAGUGCCCCCCCCGAUGUCCUUCCAGCCUUUCAUUUGUAACGCUAAUAGCUUCCCCACUCGUCGUGACCAAGAAUAAGUAAGUUCCACUUCUCCUAAUAUAAUGUGAAAUGUGUCAGCAGUCAUGUCACAUGUCAGUUAACACAGUUUACUGCAGAACAACUCAUUUUUCCAAUGCAACAAAAGAGAAAAAUGAUGGAAAAAUGUAAUCCUCUUCUCCACUAGCAAACCCGAUUGGUCUUGACGAUGAACGAAAAAGAGCGACGCACAAGCUGCAAGUGCAAAGUGUAGAGAAUGACGCAAUUUCCUGUUUUUAUAACUUUUAAUAACUUUUUAAAAUGGAGCUGCAGAGAGAAAGCCUAGUCUAAUAAUAACUACAUGUCAACAUCGCAGUCGGGGGUGAGAAAAGUGUAUUUUCUGUGUAAUUAAUUUCUAAAGGCCGUCCGCGGCUCCAUUCACUUUGCUGGCAGUAGUGGAGUUUAUGACUUGUACUGCAGCCAGGCUCUAGGGGGUGCUGUUCUCGGAGUGGCUUCACCCGGCGAGAAGACAGACGGCGUCCAUCUUAUAUACAGUCUAUGGUGAUAACCAACUGAUCUGGUUUUGUGCCUCAAUUGUAACAUUAUACCUCUGUUGCUUAAAUCUUGCCACUUUUCAAUAAUACACAUUUUAACAAUUUUUAAACUACCAAAACUUAUUAAAUGACAGCUGCGAACACCAAAACCACAAACUGUAUAAAACAUGGAAGUAUUUUUUGUGGUGUCAACUAUUGGUUUCUGAAGAAGCGUUUAAGUCCCAAUGAUAGGCGGUGCAACACUGGAAAUGCUGACUCAUCAUAACCUAGAGAGGCAAAAAGGUGGGGCUUGGGUGGGCUGUUAUUAUUUUAAUUUGGGUUUUUUUGUGCCUUUACUUUGGGGAUAAGACAGUGGAUUGAGCAGGAAAUGGAGGAAGAGAACAGAGACUGAUAUGCAGAAAAGGUGAUGCAGGUUGGGAAUGAACCAGGGUUGUCCACUUAAAGCAUUACCUUAGUAUAUGGUUCAAGAACUUGGACCACUAGGCUAGCAGUGCCCAAUUCAGAUGGGUGUUAUGCCCCAUGGGAAACAGCUAAAACACACCUAUCUGUCAGUCAACCUAGCCAUACCCCUGAUCAUGUGAAUUUACAUAUGACUUUGACCUUUUACCUUAUCUUCACAGAUGCUUUAUAAAGAAUUCCUUUAAUGUACAUGGUUUAGGAAUAAAUAGCUGAGAUAUUUUCCCCAAACCAGUUUCUGAACUGUUUGGAAACAUGUUCAGUUUUAACUGCAAAAAGGAAAUUUUAACAUGAGACCCAAUGGGAUUUCUUUGCUUCUUGAGCCUGUCUCAAGUGGCCGCUCAAGAAACUGCAGCUCAUCCACUUCAUGGAUUUAUUAUUCAACAACAGAGAUUGCUACCUGGCCAGCAUUGACACUGGAUUGCUGCCUUGAUUAUCAAAUACUGAGGACAGAUUACUCUGCAGUGUUUGAUGAGGCUGGAGUGAAAAUCUGUUGCUGGUUCACAUUCUCUGAAACUCUAACAGCAGAUCCCUGAGACGGUUAGCCUGUGUCAGUUCAUAUAGUAAGAUGUCUUAUUUUUGGUUGUUGAUAUCAACAAACACAUCAGUGGAUUGAAAGAAAGCCACAGUUAUGUGACACCUGGCUGCAGAAGUCCCCCGUUGCUCAUCAACAUCAACUUCGGCACUGCCCCACAAACAUGUACCCAUGACAAGGUCCUACUCUUGUCCCACUUCUGCCUCCAUGUAACUAAGCCAGCCCUCUGUUAUGGUUUGUGUCUGGGAGUUCUCACACGUUGCUGGGAUCUCUCUUCCUUCCCCCUCCUCCCCUCCCCUCCUCCCACGCCUCAGAUAACAUGGCAGGGGUCUUCCCCCUGGAACUGUCCAGCUGCUUUAUCUGAGAAAUGACCAAUCACUUUAACAGAACACAGAUGUAUCUGCAAAGCGUCUUAGGGGCUUCCAAACAAUGUAGUUCACAGAUUAACUACUCUUAUGGACAACCAGUUUAAAAGAAACAAGAAGGAAGAUAUACAAGGUCAGAAAGGAAAGAAAACAAGUUAAGAUCAGAUGGCAGGAGAGACGGUUAGUAAAUAGAUAAACUCAAGAACAGUGAAAAAGACCCACGCUUCUAGGUUUUGUUUUGUAUAUUUACAUUAUAAAACAUGUAAUUCAUAGUCCUAAAAUGUACAAAAUAAUUAUGCAUUUGUCUGAAAUUAGACAUGAACUUCAGGCUUUAAAGGACCAUGCCAAGAACGUGCUACAGUAACUGCACACUUUACAGAUUGCACAUCUGCAAGCGCUCAUCUGCUCCUCUGAAGAGCUUCAACACUUGUGCAAUUUCAUUCACUCACUCUCACUCACCACUAUGUAUGGCUCAAAGAUGUGCGCAUGAAGUUUUAGUCUUUGUUCUCUGAAUGGGAGAGUUUUAUAUGCAUGUGUUGGCUGAGAGAUGUGACUGAGUGAUAUAAGAAGCAGUUUAUCCACCAUGGACAAGAGGUAUCUGUACAUACUUAUACAUACAAAUACUUUUCACAUGUAUGACAGCUCUUACUAAAGAAAGGCUAUUUCCUCUUGUUUUUCAUUCAGUUAUAAGAAAGGAUGUACACUCCUUUCAUGUCUGAGUUAUAAAGCUAUGGACAGGUAAUGGUAGGCUUAGUUGAACAUAAGCACGACAGUUUGUUCAUGUUCACCCAACAAGGGGCUUGUUUUUUCAUGGAAUUACAUCAAGCAGCAAGUCCAGCAUUCAAAACUGAAGUCAGUCCAGAAGUGUAAUUAACUGCAGCUCCUCAAGUGUCUACUUUAGACCAACGCCAAAACCCAAACGAUCCUUUUAGGGCCCAUAGUAAGACAAUAGUCUGAAGCUUAUUGGAGUCAGCACAUCUAAUAUGAUGGCUGCCACCUUUGGGCUUCAUAACACCUCUGUAGAAGUCAGUGAUGCAAGGAGGUGAAGUGUCCAUUAUUAUGUUAAAUGGCGAUUGUCCUAGAACGGGAAAUGUUAUAACUUUGUACAUAAAGUUAAACCUCACUAUUGACAGCUUAUCUUCAAGAGUUUUACUACACAUUUCUUCCCGAGCCGGUGAUGCAAUGACAUGCAGGAUUGCAUCCUUUAUUUUCCUUUCCUAUCGAUGUCGAUAAAGUUGUCGUCUAAUGACCAAAUUUAUGAGACCAGCCUCAUGUUCAGCUCUUCAGGUUGUCACUGCUGGAGGUAGAAAAUCAAAAAUAGUACAAUGUUGGGAAUGACGAUUUUAUUCAUGUUUACACCAUUCAAGACCUGCACUUUUCAACAUGUUGACGUCAGACACCCACUGGCCUAAUGACCAAUCAAUGGAAAUCUACAGAGACACACAAAGCAUGUAGUUGAUGACAAUAUCAGGUCGGGUCAUCAUGUAAAGUUUGUUAGUCAAUUUGCAAUAAUGACAGAGUGAAAUCUAAACAGAUUGAACCAAAUGUUUACAGUAUAAGAAAAAAAACAUGGAACUUAGUUCGGACGUUGGUCUAGACUUUCAGAAGUGAAAACACCCUAACAAUCCAUGUUGGUGUUUCAACCAAAAGCACAGUUUUUAUCUUGACCUAGCCAAGUCAAUUUGAUGUUAACUUUAAUUUAUUACUAUGUUUUUGGUAAGGUUUAUAUUCUAAAACUUUUUGGAUAGAUCUAGAAAAUGAUCCACAACAUGAAGUUAAGUCUGUAACUUCUACAUUAUCACAGGAACGGAGCUAGACUUUUUGGACCAGGCAGCCAAACUGGGGUUUUGAGUUUUACAGGAGUGGCAAGAAGUAUCAAUACUGGCAUUAAUUAAUUAUAUUUGUUUACCCGCUCUACUAGAACUUAAACAUCAAACGACUUACAUUCAAGUAUCAUACUAUCUUUACAUUCCUGUGUGAAUUGGCACAUUUGAAAGGUAACAGGCUGUGUCCACUGAGUUGGGGUUCGUUUGUUUGUUUGUUUGUUAGUUUGUUUGUUUGGUUGUUUGUUUGUUUUUGCACUGCUGGUACCCAUGACCUUGGUAUUAGAGUGCUUCACAUCAGUAUUUACUGUUCCUAGAUUGGUGGUACUUCCACCUCCCUCAGGAAAGAUCUGUUUUAAACGGUCACAUAAUGAUGGUUCAGGAUUUUAGGGCGGCAGUUGGUCUUACCACCCCAACCAGUCUUGGGCAGAUUACUAGCCAUGGCCACCCUUGACCAAACUCCAGUUGUGCUCCUGAAUGAUUGUUAAGAUUUGUCGUCUCAACAACAAGCAGCUCUUUCCUCAUCUUGUGUUUGACCUAUAGACCCCCUUACUGCACCCAGCCAACGGUUAUACUGGUGCAUGAUCUAAUAACAGCAAACUCUUACAGUGAUAAGGUUAUUUCCCAAACAUUAAAUAUUUCUUUCAGCAUGAAAAAAAAAAUGUAUACAGAAAUAUACAGUCAUGAGAGGCCAUUCAUUGUCUCCAGUUAAGAAUUUUCAAUAAGACUUGUCUUUAUUAAAGCUCCUUUUGUUGCAAGUAUACAGAAUAUUUUUCAAGUAGAGCAGUAUUACAUCCAAAACAGUUAAAAAAAAAUAAAAAAUCACAAAACGCUUACAUCACUUGUGCCAUGAAAGUUGUAUUAGAUGUAUGUGAGUCCUUCCACUCUGUUGAAUACUGGAUUUAUUACCUCAAUCUAAGCUCUUUGUAGCAGAAGGUGAGCCGGGGCUAAGAAAACAGACCAAGUGCACAGACGUAAGUCACUUCCUUUGGCCUCGUCAAAUAAUUUGGACAAGCUUGUAACUGUGAAACUUCAGUUUCUGACAAGGAAAACUAAUGUUUUCCUGAGUCGAUCCAUGGGCACCUUUUCAUUCAGGGGUUUGUUUUGGCUUGGCUUAAGCCAGAUGAAAGUUUAUUUUAGUCCAUAAAUUGCUUGGCUCUGAAGAAAAACCACCCAAGCAAAAUCCUGGAUGUAUCCGGCAAAGAAAUCCCCAAAAAAUAACAAGGGAGUUGCAGAGCAGAGUGGCACCAGUGAGAGUGAGAGAAAGAAAUAUGGAGAGCAGGAUGCUUCUUACAAGGUUGACUGAUCGCACCUCUCCCCCUGUGAGUCUGACCUUGGUCAUGUUACAGCAUAACACACGGCAGCUCUGAACCCUUUACUCUCUCACAUAAGUGUGAUGCAUAAGCACUCUGCACUGGAAGUUUGUACCAGUUAUAACCUGGUUGGAAUCCAUGAGAAGAGGAAAAGUAUGUGAUAUGAAGUAAAGAAAAGGUCCCAAGUUCAGUUUAAAUUCCUCUGAGGUCAUUGCCAUGUCAGAGCGGUCCCUUAAAAAACCUUAACAAGUAGGAAGUACACUUGUUUAAACAGUUCCAGAUGCUUCCAGUGAUUGGAUUAGUCGAUUAAACAUAUUCCAGUAUUAGACUAUAAACCUUAUUUGGUGUUCAGCAUGAUUUCCUACACUAAUUUUGCUGUAAGAUGGGUGACUUCCAAACCACUGCCACCACAGGUCUCUCAUUAGUGGGUAUGUGGGUGUGGGAGGCUGGUGAUUCAUGUACAUCUCUCCAUUCAUGCAGUCCUGUGCCCUCGCUCUUGUUUUUCUCCCAGUAUCGGAUGGCGCUCUGGCUGACCCCCCCGGCCCUGCCCCUGUAGUCGCUCCUCUUUUUCCCCACAUCAGCCACGUUCUCACCACAUCACGCUGAUGCAGAGGGGAAGACUGUGGUCGGGCAAUUAACUGAGCUCCUGCGCCGUGCCAAACAAAACUUCCUCAGCUGUUUUUACAGCAAAGUCCUUCAAAUUAUGGUUUUCAUACAUGCAGGGAGCGAAGCUGAGCCAUCUGACGUUACUUUGUCACUGUCACAUGUCACUCAGCUUUGAAUGCAGGGAAGUUUCGUCCUUGCUGGUGUUUAGGUGAAACAGUGCAAUAGUGGGAAGAAUCUCCUCUUGUUGAUAAUAUGUGGACAAGUUGAAGGAAUGGAUGAAUGAAGGUCUUUCAUUGGGGUUGAACCCCCUCCACCAAAGGUUAGCAGCUUGUUCCUCACUAUGUUCAAUCUUCAGUGCAAUUCCUGAUCGGACACUAUGUCAUAUUUGUGAUACAAAGACUCUGACUUUACAUCCUCUUCCGCAAAUUCUUUGUCAUAAUGUGUUCUUGAACAGCCACCCAACCAAUUUGUUUACUGGUCUUUUGGACCUAUUUUUACUUCGACAUCAAAUUCUAACAAGUUCUAUAAAAUCAGCACAAAUGUGAUAAUUGGAGUGGUCUAUUGCAGGCCUUGGACAGCCCAUGUAACCAAAUUUAAUUUUUAAAACAGAUUUAGUUUUUUUUAUAAGAUUUAUUUAGCCAUUAUUUGGGGAGGGCAGGACAGUGGACAGAGUAGGACACAGGGAUAGAGAGCAGGGAGUGGCAUGUGGAAAAGGAGCCACAGGCUGGAUGCAAACCCGACCACUUGGGGCACCUGUGUUGACAGCUAGGCCAGCGGUGCCCCCAGAAUAUUUUAUUUUUAUAUUUAGACCACAAAAAAUAACGGCCAUGCUCUUUAACUUCACGUGGAUAAGUGUCCUGGCCUCUUUAAACUCACAGUCUUGGUUUAUGGGCCAUUAAAUGAUGUCUUCAGCUCUGCUGCAGAUAUUUGCUCUUAGCGAAGAAGCUUUGGUAGUCUCAGCGGACGCUGGGUGAUACACUCUUGGUCUCGGUAGCAGUGUGCAAAGGUGUUGACUUGCAUUGGUUAACACUGAUGAGCACUUCACAAAACAUCAUCAAUGGAUGUUUGUUGACUACACAGUUAAACCUCAUCACCCGUACUAUCCAACAACAGAAUUAUUGAAUUUAGUGAGUUAUUAAUAUUCCACUGUAGGCCUGAAAGGCCACGAUAUACUGUAUCUGAGCUGCAGAGCAGUAACCCACUUACCAUUUACUGCCAAACAAGCACAACAAGACUGACCAAACCAUGCUAACCAAACUUAAUGCAUUUUGGACUUACAUUAAACAUGAGGAUAGGAUUUUAUUUACAUUUACAGCUUUUUUUAGAAUGGAUAUAUGUCAUUAUCAAGUUCCUGUUUUGAUUCACUAGUCCGCAAGCAGCCAAAAAAACAACCACUGAGUGUAAAUAAAUGAGUAAAUAUAUUCCGAGGCUACAAAUCUAUUAGUUAUUUUCGGUGAUGACUAAAACUUUUAGUUUAUUUUCUAGCAUUUUGUCCUCAUUAGAUAAGACAAGUGAAGAAAGAUGAGAAAAGUGGGGGAUAGAGAGUGUGAGAGGACAUGCUGCAAAGAGUCUUGGCUAGGAGUCAAACCAAUGACUGCUGUAACAGGGACAAUAGGUUUAGGCUAGGCAAUACACAAAACAAGACAAUUUUACCUUAAAUUGUCGGUUUAUUUUGAGUGAAUGGCUGAUGAACCUCCUAAAUGCUUCUGUUACACACCAUUUCUCACCUCUGCCCAGUCAAACCUUUUGAAGUCAACAUUUCCCCAUUCCUCAGUCCAGUCUGCAGUACUGACUGAGCUUUUCUCACAGAGGGUCUAUGUGGCUGAGGGGAGGAUGGGUUCAUUUAUUUGGUUACUUUGCUGUUGGCAGACGUCUGUGGAUUUAAAGCCUGUGAAUGUACUUCCUGGUGUGAUGACUUUGCAGGUGCGUGAGCAGCAGAAACACAGUUUUCUCAGCUGCUGUCAUUUCACGGAAUAAAUGUAGCGUCUGUUUGCUACAUGGGAAGUGCAAACAUCCGCUAUGGGAGUGUCCGCUGCCCCAUGCUGCUGUUUGCCCUGCAAGGUUAGGGCUACCUCUGUUUGUUCACCUUCGUCUCUGCUCCUCAGCACUUCCACUCUAACCCCACCUUUCCCAACAAACAAGUCACAGAAGCUUCAUCUGACAUGUUGAACAAAACACACCACUGUAUUAUUAGAACUUAUAAACUUAUAUCCUAUAUUUUGUCUUCUUCAGGUUAACAACAAUGGCCUCGUGUCUUUCCUGAGGGAGGUGUCUCAAUUCACACCUGUGGCUUUUCCAAUUGCUGGGGACAGGAGGGUCGUGGCGCCAUUUUGGGCUGAUGUUGAUAACCGCCGAGCAGGUAGAGUCUUCUACAGGGAGAGCCGGGAGCCCUCAAUUUUGAAGAGGGCUUCAGGAGACGUCAGGACAUACUUCUCAGACUUCCCCAGCUUCAAUGCUACAUGGGUCCUUAUCUCUACAUGGCACCAAGUUACCUUCUUUGGAGGCAACGCAAACACACCGGUAUAAACCUUCACUUCACUUUACUGCUCUCUUAUUUUCAUGUGCUGACUGCUGAAGUCAUUCUUUGUGAAAGUUUGAGGUGUCUAAAUCAGUGAUUCCCAGUUUUAUUUAAGGGGGUACUUGUGCAAAUUCUAUGUAAUAAUCAUAAUACAACAAUAUUUUUUCCUGAUUUGUUGCUUUAUAUGUUAUAAGAAGUGGGCCUGUGCAUUGUGUCCUGUCAGCCACAUGCACUUCAGAGCUUAUCUGUGCCCAUCAUCAUCUGGACUAGUGUUUCACAAGACCUUACUUUGGUAAAUGGGUCUGGAACCACUCAAUUUAUUCCUUUUUACAGGGGAGCAUGACACUGCACAUAGCAACAGUAAUGUAAACAGACAGCAGCAUGCAGAGGAAAGAAAUGUACCUUUCUCACCAAUAAAGAAGUUGUAGUUGUUCAGUCAUGUUUGAAUGAAAAUACAUCAUUGGGUUUGUCCAAAAAGGCCUCUGUGGUGGAUUCAGUGGACCCUCCACCUUCCAGCCAGCAGUGGAAGCUGCCAUCUUGGUGUUUGUUUACAAAUGUAUUGUUUACAAAUACCCUGAAGUGGUGCUCCUGUGUGGCCAUCUUACUUAAAGGAUUGUGAUUGACUUAGUUUAUCUGGGACUAAGGGGGAAUGUCUGGAAUGGCAGCAGAUCCAGACUCACAUGCCAGUGAAAACUAAUAUAAGCUGGCUUAUGGGUCUAGCAACACCAGCAAACGCAUCACCACUCUGUCACUAAGGGGUCUUAAUUGAUUUGAUUUUGUAGGGGGCACCCAGAGGGACAAAGGAUCAAACUGUAUUCCUUACUAUUAUUGCAUUCUGCCACAGGCAGUUAUUUAUGCAGCUGUGUAGCUCUUUCUUGUACCACCUGUUAUCACCCACCACCAUCAUCAGAACUGAGCACAGCCUACAUUAAUAGUCAUGAGGUACCACAACCCCUGACCAUUUCACAAAGACUUGCACCACCCCCUCCACUGACAUUAAAAUGUCCUUUCAAUCAAACCAACACUCUAUAAGGUUUCAUUGUGCACCACUGUACUCUAAAUGCAUGACAAUAACUUAUUGAGGUAGGAAAGUGUUUAACAGUGAUGCCACCAGACUGGUCCACCUCAUGAUCCAGCAUGCUUUGCAUGUAGGUGCAGUUGCUAGCUUCUUUUAGCACAACCUUGAGGCUACAAUAAUGUGGCACAAUACUUUGUCUAUCUCUGCACCUACCUACACAUGGGAUGCAACUCACGAACUAGAUGAUGAAAAAAAUGAGUAAAAUGUGUCUAAUGCUCUGAAUUUGAUGGUAUUUAUCAGACUUUACAUCACAGCUGCAUUAAUAACUAACGCACUAAUGAAUUGCUUACUUUGGUCAUGCAAGCCCACUCUCUCGAGCCUAUUACAAAUACAAGAGGACAAUAUCAUAACCUGAGAAAAUUAUCAGGCUUCAGUCUGUUAAUAUUUGUGACUGCAAAUUAGCUUUUUCCACUUCUUCCAUUCAGUCCAUGAGUUUAACAUAACAUCUACACUAAACAUGUGUUAGCAAAGAUUAGGUUUUUUUAAUCUAAUCUAAAUGGGAUAAGCAAGAAACCACUGGCGUAGAUAAACCUGGAGUCACACAAAACAGUCUUGCUGUUAAUGUUUAGAGACUGGAGUUAUUGUGUGAUUUAUUGGGUUUCCUUUCAAUGGUAAUUGUAUGAUGAUUGGAAUAUCUUAUCAGUCUCAGUCAUGGGUCCAGAUGAGGCGAUUUUUCCUCGAGCAUGACUGAGUCUGGGGAAUCUCUGUGGUUAAAAUGAAGUCUUUGAGAUGCAGUAUUACCAGAAUUCAUGGAAAUCAGGAAAUGUUUUAACCAAGCCUGUUCCUCUUCAUGCAGGUAAAUACUUUCCAAGUGGUGCUCAUUACAGAUGGAGAGCUUUCCUUCACUAUAUUCCAGUACAAUAACAUCACUUGGACUACAGGCAUGCAUGCCAGCAGUGGAGGAAACCUGGCUGGGCUUGGAGGGAUUGCAGCGCAGGUAAGAUCACAUGAUGGUUAUUUUUCUUUAUGGAAAUAAGAAAAUGAUCUCCUACCUGUGAAGAUGCACAUCACUGUUUUCAGCUUUUAUUCAGCUUUUUUUUUGAUGUCUUUCUCCUUGUUACUCUCUCCUCAGGCAGGUUUUAACGCUGGUGAUGGAAAGCGUUAUUUCAACAUCCCUGGCUCUCGCACAGCUGACAUUGUGAAUGUUGGGGGGACCACCAACGUAGGCUACCCUGGCAGAUGGGUCUUUCGUAUAGAUAAUGCCAACGUGGAAGUGGGUGGCUGCAAUAACUCAGGUAAACAACAGGUAAAUCCUGCAUCAAAGAGAUGACAUAGUUUCCUCCUGGCUGUCUUUAAACAAGGUUUCCUGUUACAUUGACCUCUUUCUGCAGCAUCCGUUUGCCCACACCUGAGACCAUGUCUGAACGGAGGCCAGUGCAUUGAUGACUGCAUCACAGGUAACCCUUCCUUCACCUGCUCCUGCUUGGCUGGCUUCACCGGUCGACGAUGCCAGAUAGGUGAGUUAUGGUCGACACUGUUUCCUGCCCUGUCACUGCUCGACUCACACUGCACUCUUUGAAUGAAAAGCCGUCUACUUGAGAUCCAGAAAAACAAAGUCAAGCCCUGCUAAAAAGAUAGAGGACACCUGGAUACUUCCUUAAUACCCUUGUUGCCUCAGAUGUUCCCAGACAAACUUACCUGGGGCAGCUGUUUUAUUUAAUUACAAGAGUCAUACUACAUACUCAUACUACAUCCUUUGUGUUUCUGCUUGUCUCUGCAGAUGUCGAUGAGUGCGCCUCGAACCCAUGCCAGAACGGAGGGACUUGUGAAGACCAGAUUAAUGGUUUUAUCUGUCAUUGCCCUUCUGGAUAUACUGGUAGCCAGUGUGAAACAGGUACAAAGAAGACUUUCCUUGUCCAUCUGUACUCACAAGGGAUGUCAUGACUUCAUUUCUGAAUUAAAGUCGUAUUAAGAUAGACUUAAGAUGUGAUCGUCAGAAUCAAAAGCAGCACCUGCAGGUCUUAAAAUAUUUUUUUUUUCGUCUUUUAGCAUCUCCAAAGCCAAAAAAAGUCAAAAGAUAGUCAGCUUAGCCAACAAGUAAGGUGCAGCUGCACUUUUAGAGACACUGGCCCUCAUUUAUCAAUCUUGCGUAGAACUGAGCGCAGAUCUGAGCGCAGGAUUCAUAAUAUGAUAGGACACACGUGAGAUUUAUGAAAGGGUUCGUAUCUGACCAAUCCUAGCGUACUUAUGAUCGGGUUUGGAUAAAUGCGGCGGCUGAAAUAGAUCGUCAUUAACAUGUUUACGCCCUUAAAUAUUCGUGGUUCAGAAGCCUCGCCCACUGAGGUCAAACAUGAAAGAGGAGAAAUAUUAGAAAGAUUCGAAACUUUUCUGAAAGAGGAUAUCCUCGCGUCUGUGGUGGAAACUAACAAGGAUUUGCUCUUUGGAAGCAUCAAAACUCAUAAAAAGCAGUCCAGAAAACUCCUGUCUGGAGCAGGAUUAUGGUGGCGCUGAACAGCGCUGCCGUGGAAUAGUGGACAGUGGCUGAAGUUUGAAUAAAUCAUUAGUCAAUAAGUUGCUCAUGAUAAUAAUUUAAUAUCUCAUACAUGCUUCAUAUUUUUUAUUGCCAUGACAUAGGGUACGCUGCUCCUAUUAUUGAAAGUAUUUAGUUUUAAUUUGUUUGUCUGACAGUCUGUCGGAUGCUGAACAAAAAUAAUUAUAAACCUCACCAAACGGUGUGUUGCUGCCCCUGAGGCACAUUUUAUGGAUUUCUAUUUGAAUUUUAACACUGAUUAAAUAGCAAAAGCACUUUCUAAACUUAUACUUUACAUGUCGGAAUCCAUCGAUCCGGUCCUGUACAGCACCUUUGUGGAGUCUCUCCUAGUUAUUGUUCUCCAGGCAUCGGGUCCUCACGUUGCACCGGCACAGCCAACUGCACUCCAUUCGUCAGUGCAACAUUGUGCAAAACUGAACUGGCCUAAAUGAUGUCCCACAACCUUUCAGGAGUGAACAAAAACGUCCCCACUGCUGGGCCAAGACAGAAACACCUGCCUUUUAUGCAGCGCUCCACCGUGGCCCGUGUGCGUGUGUGCGCAUUGUUAAAACAGCGCUCCUGCUCUGUGGCAGUGUUUCUGGGCAGAGUUAUCAAAUAGGCCUAUUCACGAAAGACAUAACAGAUUUCUUUGAAUCGUACACGAUGUCAGACCUGUCGUGAGAUUUGGUCUCAGUGUAUGCUCACGUGCAGAUCGAUAAAUGCCGAUCCUCACAAGGUGUACGUAAGUUUUUUGCCGUACGCAAGCUUGAUAAAUGAGGGCCACUGUGACUACUGCAGAUGUCACAGAUGACAGAGAAAAAACAGUACUGGAAAAUUCUUCUGCUUCACUUUUGAAUGCUCAGAAUCAGUUUUUAAAUCUCUAUACUCUCAGGUUAACCUCAGGGCGGAGGUGGUUGGUUUAUUUAUACACAAUGCUAAUUCUAAAAAGGCUUAGAAGAAAUAUGACACAAGCUGCAGUAAAAAAAAACAAAAAAACAAAAACAAAUGCAUGCUUAAAAUGUGUUACAAAAGGAAAGGAAACAUGAAUAACACUGACACACUUAAAUUGUCUUUGUCACAUAGUGUUACAUCACGAAGGCCUUUACUGGGAUAUUUAAAUUCAUCACACUGGUGAAAUGCUCUGAUUUAUUUCUACUAAUAUAUGUGUGCUAAGGGCUUAUCUCCAACUAAUGGUGUGAACAUAUUCAGAAUAACAGUAUGCCCAUGUUGCUAACAAAGAUGUCAGAGCUGUCUUUUCUUGAACCAAAUCUGUGAUAAUAGAAAAUGACUUCUUAAACAUGUUAUUUUAGGGGCACUGGUUUGGCUUGGUGGUUAAAGCUCUCACUCUAUGAACAGAGGCAAUGGACCUAGUUACAGUGGUUGCUGGUACAAAUCCCUGCCACACAUUAUUACUGCUUGUCAUCUAUCACUCUCUGCUCUCCACCUUUCUUGUCUCUCUUCAGCUAUGCUGUCUAAUGAAGGCCAAAAUGCUGAAAAAGUAUCUUUGUAAAUUGCAAAGACUGAAAUUUAGAUUGCUGCUGGCUAGGUGUCAGCCUGCAUGUAACCAAAAGAGCCAUGUAUUUUUUACAAUAUCCAUUUCAAGAUAUCUAAUGAGAUGUAGAUUUUAACGCUGAAAUAAUGAAGGAUAAGAUAGUUGCUAGAAGACACAACUGACACAUCCACAGGGCAAAGUCCGAUGAAGUGUCAACAGCAUUUGGAGCACCCAUGCCAGGUUUGGGGGUACAAGUAGACGCUAAAUAUGGUGAGAUUUCACAAUGAGUGCGCAGAAACUUAAUAUGUAGUUCAUGCACUGACUGUAUAAUAACUGAAUGUAGUUUUGGUGACGUGCCCAUUCAUCUGAAGCAGAGUUUUAAAUGCUAUUGGCAGCAGUCGCCAUAUUGGAAAAGCUGAUUCAACCCAACUUUAGCUGACCCACCAGGUGGACCUUCUCAAAAACUAGCAAGUGUUCACUUGUCAUUAAACUCUCCCUCUGAUUCCCCAGUCUCUUAAACUUUACUCAAAACAAAGGUGUUGUAAAAAAAAAAAAAAAAUCACUUCUGCAUAAUGGGUGCUGUGGGAGUCCUCAGCUAAUUAUACAAAAACUGUUCCUUGAACCAGACUGUAACUGUGUACAUAUUUGCUCUAAAUCUGACAUUUUGAAUGAGUGCACAUGUGGUUCCCAGUUCUUCUGCAGCCAGCCUCUAGUGGCCACUCAGGGAACUGCAGUUAUUAGCAUUUCUGUAUCGGCUUCAUUUCACUAACCAGAUGUUGCUGCAUGGGUCCAUGGCAAGCAUGAGUUGGCACUUUUACAGACAAUGGUCUUAGAAUUGCAGCCUAAAAAUUGCAGUCCUGAAUUUGCACCCCCUUGGUCGGCAGACUCAUGCUACUCACAGAGGGGGAAAGAGAUAAGAGACACUGCUUUAUCCACAAGGGGCGCUGAAUUCUUGCAAACUAAAUGUUCACCACAGGAGCUUUAAACAGCACAUAAAAAGAUACCUACAUUUUAUUUUCUAAAAUCCAGUACCAAGAAUUUACCUUGAACAUGCUGAUCUAAUCUAAUUGUGAAAAUUUUUUAAUCCCUAGUCUUUUCUGUCGGCUUGUUUAAAAAAGAUUUCUGACCUGGAAAUGUCUGAUUAAUCAAAAUAAUUUUGUGCCUCAUUGAGCAAUUUCCAAACAAAAAAGUAUUUAAGAAUCUCUGUUCCCAUUCCCACCGUUCAGCCUGUGGAGAUGUUUCAAACCUCUUCUAAUACCUUUCACAGCCAGCAGCACAUACUUGCAGAGUGAGGGGAGCAGUGUGGCGGAUAUAUUAAUCAGCUGAGUAAAUAUUCCGUGUGUGUGUGUGUGUGUGUGUGUGUGUGUGUCUGUGUCCCUGUGUGGUGUGUGUAUGUGUGUGUGUUUGUGUGUGUGUGUGUGUGUGUGUUGUAGACAUUGACAAGUGCAGAGACAGGCCGUGCUUCAACAACGCGUCAUGUGUACAAGGCAGUGGCAGCUUCACCUGUGUGUGUGAACCCGGGUACACGGGUGUCCUGUGUGAGACAGGUGAGCUGGGUUUUUUCUCACUCCGGGGAAAAAGUAGGCACCAUCCUCCAGAGGAAAUAUCUCCGCUGUUUUUCACAUCAAACUGUCCUCUUGGCAGCUGUUUCUGUCCAAAGCUUCCCAGUCUACCUAGACAAAUGGGUCUAAGUUGAGGAUACAGUUCAUUUCAUUUGCAAUUACAAUUCAUCCUUUUCUUCUCUGGGGUCACAGUGAGAAAUGAGAAAGUUCACUGAAACCAGGUCUGUUUGCAGAGUCCUUUCCUAAUCUUGUUUGUCUGGUGAUUGAUUGCUGAUAGAAAUUGAACCUAACAGGGAAUUGAAUUUUCAGACCCGGCACAUUUCAUGAAUCCUUGUAUCUACAUGAGACAGGAUUACUCUUUAAUACGAGACACCUGCUCAGUGAAACUUUAUGCUCUUAGAGAAAAGGUUCAGUGCGCUUAAUCCAGACGACAGCCUUGUGCUUUUCCAAGAUUCAAGAUUGAAAAAUCAUCAUGUGAAACUGAAUCAACAGCUGAUAAACUUCUCCUGUCUGAUGGGCUGACUUCUUCUGCAUCCAACAGACAUAAACGAAUGCGAGUCCCAGCCCUGUCUGAAUGGAGGAGAGUGCAUGGAUCGGAUGGCCAACUUCACCUGUAUAUGUCCGGCUAACUUCACUGGACUGCUUUGCGAGACAGGUGACUGUUAUUCAAAAUGAAUUUUGCCAGAAAAGCAUGCUUGGAAAAAUGCUUCCUGAGAAAAUGCUGACAUACUUUAGCCUGUUAGUCCUACUUUUGCCUUGGCUUCCUGUAAUGAAGCAUUCUUCCAACUGGGCCAAGCACAAAGGGAAUCCAAUCAUACCUCUCUGAGAUCAAAACCAGUAUUUAUGGCCAUGAACUUUGUUCCAGUGAGCUGGUUCUGUUGCACCUCAAUUGUUCUUAAAUUUUUAGCAUUAUUAAGACUGCAUAGAUUUACAAUGUGUAAUUCUCUUGUAGCACAAACUGUGAUCUGUGUUGUGAUUUAGCUAUAGCAGAAAGCACUUCUAAUGACCAGUAUUGACAGGUUAAUGAGAGAUACAAAUGUAACUGAGGUUCUAUGAAUUCUUCCUGACUGCCAUAGGCGGUUCUUAACACUAGAUAUCAACACUGUCAUAUCAACAAGGUCGUGUGCCCAGGGAUGACCUAUGACAUAACCUGCCAGCGUCACCCUGAGUGACAUCCCUACAGAAUCUUCUCACAAGAUUCGGAGUGACAAAGAACUCUGGCGAUCAUCCAGAAUUCAUAAAACUACAGUUACACCACCAAAGGCGGUUCUUAACGGGCAGAGGAGUAGAGUGUAGCCCAGGAUGCUGCAGCACAAACUUCACCCAGGGGAACUCCCUUGAGUGCAGUCCAAGAUGUAGAGACACUCCUGGUUGAAUGGCCCUUGACCUUAAGAGGCCUCUCUUUUGACCUGUAUGCCUCCUCAAUAUCCUUGACAAUCCAUCUGGAAAGCCUCUAUUUGGACAGAGCCUGCCGCAUCCUAUGGCUUCCAUCCCAGACAGAUUAUCAAAGGUCACCUGUAUAUAGAGUUUCAAUGCUCCCACAGGACAGAGCUGUUCAGCUGAAGCAACUCCCCCCUUCUGCAGGGAUGAUGGCUCAAAAGCUGCCAGCUCAAUAGCCUGGUUGAAAUGGCCUGAAGCCAGCUACUCCAGGCCAAAGUGCUACUCCUGCACCACUUCCUCCUGCACAUGCAUGCAUCCCUCACUGACAAGGCAAGGAGCUCACUCACCUAUUUUGCUGUCACCAUUGCAAGAAGAAAGGCAAUCUUGCCAGACAGUUAUUUUAUCCCUUAGACCCCCUUUAGGGUUCAAAAAGCAAAAGGCAAAGGGUCUACAGCACUAAGGGCAGGUCCCAUGAGGGAACUUUUAUAGCCUGCUUAGGGUUCAACCGACGGGCUCCCCUGAGAAGCUGGGUUAUAAGAGUGUGAAAACCUAGGGUCUGGUUAUCAAUUCUAACAUGCCAUGCUGAGAUUGCAGCCACAUAAAUCUUCAAGGUGGAGACAGAGCACCUUUUCUCCAGCAAGGACUGCAAAAAAUGCAGCACUUCCUGUUGACAAUGAGUGUCCUUAUGGAGGGUGCUGUUAAGUACUGAGUAGUGCCCUCGGGCUCCCACAGGGCCACACCCAUAGCUGCAGCCGUUACGUACACAGAUGCUAUAUGCUACUCCCCAAACUGCAACAGCAGGCCCCACCUCCUGGGCAAAUACCAUGGAGCCCCAAUCAGGAGCUCUUACAUCCGUGGAAACCAGAGUCUUCCUGGCCAGUUUGGGGCUAUUAGCAGGAAGCUGUGAUUGUUCUGUCGCUCUCUGUGUAGCAUUGCUGCUAUCAGAGGGAAUGGUGGAAAGGCAUCGAGGAGGCAAUCUGGCCAAAUACUCGACCUGCGCAUGCAUGAGACAGAGAUCCUGUGUUAAGAACUACCUCUGGCAGUCAAGAAGAAUGAACUAGAACUGAUGGGGAAUAUUUUGCAUUUAUAAAACAAGUAAAAUAUCCAAGUUGAGGGGAAUGAAGUCGAGGGGUGAUUAAAAAAACAACAUCAUUUUCUAGUUCUUAGCACCCUUGCAAAAGAAAUUUUUGUAAAUUGAUUCAAGGUUUUAAAAAAUUAUGAUUUAAGGCUUGUUUAGUGCUGCAUCCUCCUCGUAGCUUUUUAACAUCAAGGUCAGAGCUUGCUCAGUAGGGCUCAGUCUCACUUCAGUGCUCUUGAGAAACAUUAUCAGCAGUUUAAUGUUUUUGCAAAUGCAAAGUAUCCUAGAGGUAUGUGACAAAUUAUACUUACAGAUAUAACUAAUAUAGAUAGAACUUUAAGAUCAUUUGUCAGCACCAAUUUAUGCAGAAUUUCAUGUCUUCUGGUGUUGCCCUAUCAGUACAGCCUCACCACCUCCCUUUCAGGUUGGCAGUCUCGCUAUGUCUGAAACUUAACAGCCUUUACCUUAUCUAAUUCUUCACAGAAUUUUAUUUGGUUGCAGCAGUAGUCAGUUAGUAUGUGUUUAAGUAGUUUACAGCUUGUUGGAACACAGAACUAGAGGUCUUUUUUCUCUACACUGUUUAUUAACUGACUGAUGAAGAUGUAAAUGCUCAUGCUCUUAGGUGGUAAGCACAUGCUUCUCGGACAGUUUUUCUUGCCUACAAAUUACUAAUUAAUGGGGCAUGCCUGUUGUCCAGUACUGUGCAAACUACGGGCUGCAAUAAGUUUGUACCAUUACUAGAAUUACUGUAGAGAGCAAAUACAAGCAAAUAGCCGUUAGUAAGGAAGAAAUUUGAUUCUAAUUCUGAUUUAAUAUUUUACAACUUCCUUACAAUACGAUAUGAUACGAUACGUUACGAUACGUUACGAUACGAUACAAUACGACACAAUACAAUACAGUACUCUUUAUUGUGCCUGUUGAGAAUCUGGUUUUGGACUCAAGUGCUGCAGACAUUUUGCUGCUUCUAAAUUAGAAUUGUAAAUACAAAAAAAACAACCCACAUGUAAACAAAGACACAAAAGUGCCUUUAAAUAGGGUGAUAUAGUGAUUUAUAACAACAUGAGGCAAAAAGAUGCAGUCCAUGUGAAUGGGAAACAAGUAAAGCGAUGCCACCGAUGAUUUGAUAUGUGUAGUUUUGCCAGAGCAACAGAAACACGUUUGUAAAUGUUAUAAUGUAAUUCUUUUUUUUCCUGUGAUGAGAGUGUAUUCACCUCUGUUGCACUCGGAUUGUGAAAUAAACAUAAAUCAGAGACUUUAAUCCCCAAAGCAUACCAAAUAAAUCCCUAAGUAUCUGUUUUGACAUUUACCACCACAAGUAAGGGUUGAAAUUAUUAUUAUUAUCAUUCUAUUUGGAAGAACUAAACCUGUAAAACACGUUCUUGUUUUCCUCUCACAGAGCUGGUCGUGCUUCAGUUCAAUUCAACUGAGGCAGAAAACCAAACAGGUAAAAGCAGGCACAGCUACCGCAAAAGUGUUGCCAGAUUUUUUUCCUCUACAUAUAGUUUGAGUCUUUAAGUUUGAGCCUGACUUUCUUUUCUAUAUGCAGCCUCGUGUGAGGAGGAAGACUGCAAGACACACCAGAUCUGUGAGCACAGCAGCUCUGGAAUCAAGAACUGCACGUGUGCUGAAGGCUUCUACGGUGACAAGUGCGAAGGUAUUGUUCACUUAAUGCAGGAAGCUGAGCAGGUAGAGAGCAGACUGGGGUAGUUAAAGAGAAUCUCUGCUAUCCCACAGGAAUUUGGAGCCAUGCCCCUGGAAGAGGCUGCUGUGAUGAUGGAUUAUUGUAAUUAUCAAAACUGACACAGCCUCACCCGGUUUACUACGGGAAUCAGUCGCUUGAUGUUGUGAAUAAUUGUUUUAUAGCACAUUUUUAUUAGUUUACCAACAAGAGGAAGUGCUUUGUCUAGACUUGAAAAGGCCUCUUUAUGAGUCAAAGCUGCUCUUUGGUAUUCAGGUCAUUUCUUCAGACAGAGCUGUUGAAAUAUGCAUGCUUCCACACCGCUACUUGCUCCUCUGGAAGUUAGCCACUACACCUCACUGGAGGUUCAAGCACAGCUGCUGCUUGCAUAACCAAGGGGCAAUUUAAACACAAAAUAUGUAAAACUCAAUCACCCUCUACUAAUGCUUCAUUCCUUCCUUUCAUAGAUGCAUAUUAAGUCAUUCAACUUAAGGUUUUUUGCUUGGAUCUUAUUGUAUUUAUUUAGGAAAUGACCACUGAGCAAUUAAAGCCAACUUAGGCUCCCAUGAGAGGUCAGUGUCAACCUCUGAUAACAGUCACUGCAAAGUUUUUCCCCCAUCACAAGCUCUCUAAUAGUAUUUGAGCUCAUGCAAAUGCAUGCUACUUCUCACCCUUGAGCUGAAAUAACUAUCUGUGCUUAUAUAGGCUCUCUUAAAUCUUCUAAAUACUUUCCUGCCUGGCUCACUUGGAAGGCACAGUGGAAAAAGGAGCAUGAUCCUCCAAGGAAGAGAAAGUAGUGGGACACAGAAGUGCCUAAUCAGGUUCUCAGAUCAAAGGGCCCGGGCUGCACAGGUGGCCAAUGAAAAGUGUGUCUUGCUAAUUAACAAUCCAUUAAUUACCCUGAGGCACAUACAUUUUACUCGCAAAAUAUGCUCCAUAUCAUCAGAAAAAUAAUGCCCUCCACCGAGCUCCCGGGACUUCAAAGGGGAACCAUUUAGCUGCGAUACGGCCAUGUCCUUUGAUCCACCGCUGCAACUAGGAAGCAGAGGAAAAUAAAAACAUUCCUACCAUUUGUACAGGGCGGAUGUGCAGCAUGCUGAUUGGUAAUCUUCCAGUCCUGUGAACUGUGUUGGAAAAGAGAAAUGACAGCAAAUCAAUACGAAGUUUACAGUAAAGCAGAUGAAAGACACUCGGCAUAUGGUACACAUGUUGACCAUUUAUGCCUUCUGUCUUUGUUUACACUCAGGCCAGCACUGUAACAUAAUUUCAGGACCUGCUUUCAAGUCGAUGCAGCAGACUUUCCUCUCUCUGACAUGCACGUGCUCUCUUCUUUCUCUUUUCCUGUGUCUGCAGAGGAGUGUCUCUGCCAGAAUGGGGGUGUCUGCGUGGACAACAAUGGGACCUGUAAAUGCCCAUCAGGUUACACAGGACUCUACUGUCAGUUUGGUGAGUAUGAUACUAAUAAUGCUAUUAAGGUGUAGGGCUGAGUUUGAGCAAGAAUCUCUGGACAUGGUUCCUAUGGGACAAGGGUUAUAUUUCAAACUAUUGUGGUGUGAGAUUUAAAGGAACUGUCACUGUCAAAGAUGCGUGUUUGACAUUUGAGUUUAAGGUUCUUCUUUUCUGCAAAAAUGCAGCAAAAUGUACAAUUGUACUUAUCACUGCCGCUGACCCACUGUUCUGACAGUCUCAGCAAAGGAAUGAACAUGUAACUUUAUCAUUAAAAACCAAAUCAAUCUUAGCACUACAACUACAUUUUGAAACCUGUGCUGUAUUACAAACAAAUACCGGGAUACUGUGGUAUUAGGGUGACAACUAAUAGAAAAUCAAAUAUCAGUAGGAGUGCAAUGGGUUAGUUCCUCCACAGGUUUCAGGUGGGAAUUCACAAAGCUCUGCAGUUUUUUUGCAGUUUUCUUGCAUCUUAUUGUGAGUGAGAUGAGCUGUCAGUUUCUCUCUGCUGCACAGAGCUGCACUGUGAGGUCUCAUCCUGAAAACCCUUAUUAUAUCCAAACACACAAUGAGCUGGAUGUGGACGAGUAAUCCUUACCUGUUUAUUGGGGAUUUGAUUGAUGGCAGAUGUGACACAAAUUUCCCAGUUUUUAUCAGUCUCAUUUCUGAAGGGAGUUUGUAAAGCAGCUUAUUCAUAUUAGAAGUAAAGACACAGUUUUCUGUUUAUUUAAGGUACUAUAAGGAGUUUUUCAGUGUUUAUGAAAUAGACUGAAAUUCUCAUUGAUGACUCUUCAUGAUAUCCAAAAGUAAAAAAGAACAUCAGGGACAAGAUUGCGUAUUUGUAUGUAGUCAUUUUUAAUGCCUGAAACCAGUGCAACAGGGCAGGUGUCAGCCAGGCAGCUAAAAAAGCCAUUUUCACAAAAAAAUAUUCACCAUAAAUAAUGCAUUUAACUGUCAAAGUCAGUUGUAGUGCUGCAUGGUAUAUCAUUUUAUCGUCGUCAUCCUGAUGUACGUGUGCGCAACACUCACAUUGCAGAGCCUGCCAUAUAGUAGGCAAAUGAACUCACCUAAUUUUUAAGGGUAGCUGACUGACAUACACUGCAUGUGACUCUGCAUGUGCUGUGCAGUGAUCCACCAAUCACAUUCAUACUCAGCUGCCAAUCAGACUACCCUGCCAGCCGUCAAUCAAAAUCAGAGAGGAGGAAACCACGCCCCUGCACAUGACCUGCACACUGAGUGAGUCGCUGGCACUGCUGGUGUUGAGCUGAGAAACGCGUGUCCGCUGAGAAUUACUUUCGGAACAUUACUCAUCACUGUUUAGCCCCAGAAAUAAGAAUUGUUUGGGUUUUAAAUUGUACAUUUCCAUGGACCACGGAUCUUCUAUAAGAGGUGCGCGUUUCCACGAGGUGCAUACAAUUCUUGGUGGACAUGCGUUUCUCGGCACAACACCGGGAACAACAAUGCUUGCAAAAUGAGCAAUGAACAAGAAAAAAAAAAACAGAAUAUGGAGACUUGUUGCUCAAAAGUAAAGCAACGUCAGUUAUCUGGAAUUAUUUCAGUUCCAAGAAGAAUGAUGUCGACCAAACAAACAUGUGUUCUGUGUCGGCAGUACCUUUCAUUGGUUGCCACAAUGAGAAAUAACAAGUCCCAGCACAAUAAAAGCAAGCUAAAAAAUAUCUCUAAGAAAGACAGAAGCCAUUCUAAUAACAUUUACAAAAGAUAAUUGUCCACAAGACUUCAGCAGUGCAGUGUAACAUAAAGUGCUGUGUGUGUGUGUGUGUGUGUGUGUGUGUGUGUGUGUGUGUGUGUGUGUGUGUGUGUGUGUGUGUGUGUGUGUGUGUGUGUGUGUGUGUGGUCAUAUUGGCAACAAUACUCAGUCCAAACGAUCAAGUUCUGAUGAAAAGCUUUGGCUCUGUUUGAAGCUGAAAGUGUAGAACCAGGACCCAUUUCCCCAAAAAGCAUGAACUUGUCUUCCUCUCAGAAGUAACCCAGACGCCAUGCAGUAACAGCAGGCCAUGCCCUGAUGGAGGUCCUUGUUUGGAGUAUGGAGGAACUUACCUGUGCACCUGUCAGACCAGUGGAUCAGAGCUCGAUCCCAAGGACAUUUACCCAUAUGGUAAGACACUCAGGCACCAACCCAAUAACAAGUCAUUCUGCAGCUAUGUGUCAUUGCAUCAGUGCUGGUUGCUGUGGCUACCAGCACAUUCUUAAACACACUGGUCUGGACAACUGUCACCCUCUCCUUCUAAAUAAAUGGUCUUAUUUGCAGUUUACAUUUACAAUGUGGAGACACAUUUCAAAAUGAUUUAUGCCAAUGGAUGAUUUUGCAUUUUAUCCAAUCUGGGAGUGACAAAUAAUGUGUGUGUUUAUAAGUCUGGGCCUAACACUAGAUUAAAGUAAUGAAUGUGGUGUUAUGUUUCCCCAAUGCAAAUGGAACACAGUCAAGUCUCGGUGUGUAUUUUUCAGUACAGCCCCGAUCAGUCUGCGACUCCUCCCCGUGUCUAAAUGGAGGCUACUGCUACGAGCGGGAUGGAGGCUACAGCUGCGAAUGCAAAUACGGAUACUGGGGGAAGCACUGUGAAAAAGGUAGCAUUUUUGAGGAAAAAAGCUUGCAGAAUCCCAUCAUUAAUCAUGCAUUAUUACUCAGACUUAAAUGCACUAGGAAAUGUGCCAUUACUCACGAUAAUAUUUGAUAUACUACAAAGCUAAAAGGAUUAUGGUAAAUUGUGCUUAUGAUUGAGUUUUGAGCUGUUUUCCUGACCCAAACUGUAAUAGACUGAGUGGUACCAACUUCAAGGACUCCACUCUCCUUGUCUCUUUCCAGUUAGACUUAAUGCCUGUGCUUCUGGUCCCUGCCGCAAUGGAGGUUCCUGUAAGGAGGAGGCAGGGAGCUACAGAUGUGUGUGUCCUUACAGAUUUACCGGGAAACACUGUGAAGUGGGUGAGUGCAAACCUCAUACAAAAAAAACAAGUGGUCAGUGCAACUGUUGCAGUUGAGUCUCAGCAGAGUUCUCAGGGUUUAAGUCCAAGUUGCACCACCAAAUACAAAUACAAGUCAGGUCCUAACUAAUAAUAUGGUGAUUGUUUUCAUGUGCUGUUUGACUCCACACUAUUCUCUGUAUGAACCUGGACAGACUGUGUGCGACCUUUGGAUGUGCAGAAAACAUUUUUUUAAUUAAUGUGUUAUAGUAGACUAUAGUAUAGACUUGAAACAUCAAUAGGGAGUGAAAAUACACCCUGUUGUUCACUUUUAGGAAGACCCAAAAGCUGUGGUUGGAUCACUGCAGUUGUCUAGUAAACUUAAAUAUACCUGUAACCUUUAUACAAAGCAGAAUAUAUAGAACUAAACAUCUUUGACCAAGUGGUUCUGUCACUCUGGUUGCCAUCAUUUCUGUUAGUGUGCUUACGGUAGCGUAAACAACACUUUGACUUUGACUUUGAUACUGCUCUUAGUUUUCUCUCUGUUUCAGUUUAAGGUGGUCUGCAUCCUCUCUUUAUUAACAUAUCCAACAUGCUGCACUGCUCUUGCUUCGAUUUACAGCGAAAUGCUGUAUCAGCGGCACACAGAUGCCCUUGUGGGUUAGCACACCCCACUUUUGGGGACCCCAGUCCCUGCAGUGGUCGCAGGUUCGAGUUUGCUCCCGACCAUGUGCCGCAUGUCCUCCCCCCUCUCUCUCUAUUGCUCCAUACUUCCAACCUGUCCUAUCAAUAAAGGCAAAAACUCACCAAAAAAAAUACUUUUUUUGAAAAUGCUGUAUUAGUGGUUCUUGUUCGCACCAAUCUGUUUUAUUGGUGCUCUUCUGUAUUAGCAUAAUGCUUAACAGUUUUUACCAACUGUUUUGCUUUGAAUUACUGAGUGAUGAUGUGUGAAACAAUCUUGUUUUUAUGUGAGGCGUAGAAAUGACGAAUAAAAGGAAUCUGUCAUUUUUAACUGAAUGAGCACAAAACAAAGAUUCACUGGCAGAAUUAGACGUAUAAAGACAUGCACUGCAGUCAAAGGACAAAGUCACAGAUUUGGGGACUUAUAAGAUGAUUCUUGAAGUUCCUGUGAGGAACUCUUAGUUAAUGUUGAUUUGGUGACUCCUGUGGACAAAGCGUUGUGUCUUGCCCCUGCUGAUUUUGUCCUGCUCUUGAAUAGGUAAUGUUUUCAGACAAAGGUAAACUUAUCUCACUAGCUAUGCUGUAAGGAAUAUGAACAAAUUGUGUUUUUCCUCUAAACCUUACCUGUUGCAGGCAAACAUUCAAUCAUGUAACUGAUGGCCUUGUUUGCUUUUGCUUUUUCCUUUUGCCUUGUUUUUGGCUGAAUUGUGAAUUCUUUUCAUUAGAGGUAGGAUAGAUUUCAUCAACUUAUCUUUGUAUCCAGCUUUUCAAAGUAUCUUUCAGGAAAUUAUGGAUAAUUCAACACAUUACAAUUUGACUUUGACUAAUCCUGAAAGGAGAGAUCACAUUAACUUUCAGCUCAGAGCUUUUUGCUGGCUUCCUUUGCCUUUGGGGAUUUAUUUCUGACUCCUUUGACUUGUUUAUGAAGCCUCAGAUAACCUACCAGCUUACUUACUGGUAAUAAGCAACUUCCUACGAGCUCAUGUUCAAACAAGAACUCUCAGAUCUGCCACUGCCUUUCUUUUAAAUGAAAGAAGCUUCCUGUUUUUAUGGCCCAAAACUGUGGUAUCUUUGAAAUCUAACACCUCUUUUGAGCUGGCUUUUAAUUUUUCAUUUCAUUCCCAUUUUAUUAACAUUUGUAUCUGUUAGUUUUUAUACUUGUGUUUCUUUUCAUUUCAGUUUGCUUUUGUUCAAACACUUUACAACCCAGUCUUGGAAAGUAUGCUAAGCUACCUUUUUACAUUGAAGGUAUUACACAAACAUGAUAAUUUUUAUCACUGAAAUAAUUACUUGCAUGUGUUUUUUUCCUCCAGGUAAGCCAGACCCCUGUGCCUCAAGCCCCUGUCUGAACGGAGGGACGUGUUUUCACUACAUAGGAAAGUACAAAUGUGAAUGCACUGAGGCCUUCAGUGGCAGGCACUGUGAAAUCAACAUGAGCUCGUUACAAACUUCCACAGGUGAGCCGCAAAUCAUGUCUUUCAACAUGAUAAUGCUAACAUCUGAUGUUGAAGUUUGAAUGAAGUGGGCUGGAAUAAAUCUGGCACAGAGAGCGGAUAUCCUGGGAUGUUCAGUCUAAAGAUAUGUGCCCUCCAUCUGCAGAUAAUAUUAGCUGUGUUGCUGCACUCAGGGCCCCACAUUCACAGAUACAGAACAGUCGCAUGGGCUAAAUAUAAAAAAGGACGGUAUUAGACGAGAUGAAUCAUGUCUACACACUUUAAGAGCAUGCUGGAGGUAAUAUUAGAGGGACCGAAACAGAAAAAGGAUGGAAAACACCGUCACACUGAGCCCCUUUUAAACCCCCUCUGUGUCUGAUCUGGUGUUACUAUGCAGCCGUGCUCACGUCACAAAUGUGUUUGUGUUCAUUUUAGAGCCAAGCUGUGGGGCCCCCCCACAAGUGAGGCACGCCGAAGUCCAGUUCUCCUCGACAACACCGGGCUCAGUGGCUGUGUAUGUGUGCCAUUCAGGCUUCAUGUCUGUGCCCAGAGCCACCCAGAGCAUCUGUGGCAUUCAGGGAGACUGGAGCCAGCCGCCCAUCUGCGAGGGUUGGUAAAAUACUCAAACAUAUUCACACAGUCAAUGCUCCUUUAAAAAAGACUCAAGUCAAUAGAUUAGUUACAUCGAGAUGUGUGAGGCUGUCUUUGUUGUUCAAGUGUUUUUCUUAUCUUUUGUUCAUUACAGAGAUCAAUGAAUGCCUUCUUAAACCGUGUCUUAAUGGCGGUACGUGUAGAAACCAGGUUGGAUCCUACCACUGCGAGUGUGCUGAUGGCUUCUUAGGAAAACGCUGUCAGACAGGUAAAACUGUUCAAAAAUGACAGUUUUUCUUUGAUUUUACCAUCAGAACUCUUAACAAAGGGAGUGAAAACUAAGGGGGCAAUGCCACAAUCCAAUAGAAUCACUCCCAAAAGCCAUUGUUUGUGUACACAAUUUGUUUCUUUAUGCACAAUUACAGAUUAAAACUGUAUCAUGCAAAGACGAAACCACAAGGAAGCAUGAUUCAACUGCUAGUGACUUCUCUGGGCCUAAGGGGAAGUGGAGGACUAUCUUUUGGUCUUACAAGUCAGACUUUGGCAUAGUUUUUUUUUUUUUCUUUUUUUUUUAAACAAGCAUCUGUGAUGGUGUGGGGAUGCACUAGUGGGAGUGCAGCUUUCAUACACUAUUUGAGAAGGGACCCUUUGCUUUAGGGGGCAACAUACAGUAUACUGCCAUUCAGACUAUGUAAGGCCUUGCAAAUUUCAGUGAGACAGUACCAAACUGUAUUUUGCACAUAUUCCAACAGCAUGGCUCUGUAAAAGAGGUCUUCUACUUGGCCUGCCUGCAGUCCUUACUUGUCACCCAUUGAAAACAUUUGUCGCAUCAUGAAACAAAAAAUAAGACAAAGGAGUCUCAAAACUGUUGAGCUGCUAUAAUCCCCUAUCAGGCAAGAAUUGGGCAAAUAUUUCACUGUAAAAACUCCAGAAACUGGUCUCCUGGGUUCCAGAAAGUCUACAGUGUUGUCAAAGAAGAAAUAAUGCAGCAGGCCCCUGUAGCAUCAUUUUUGAAACCUGUUGCUGGAAUCAAAUUUCUUAUUGAGUAUAUAUUUUGGGCUUAAAUAUUUUGCUCCUACACUAUUUAAAUUGAAUUUGAUCAUUAAAUUUAGAUUUGAUCCACAUUUAAUAAUGAAUCACAAAUUCUUGGGAAUUGGGGCUCUCAUAAAAAAAAAAAAAAAAAAAUAGGGUUCCCUGUUUUUACAUUUUUUGACCUGUUGUUUUUUUUUAAAGGCUUUCUGAGUGAAAACUCCAGACAGUUUGUUGUUUGUAACAAGCCAUACUUCAAGAUAUGAGUGAGAAGUUUUUAUGCCAUGUGUUCAUUAGCAGUUAGAAUAAUCAACACAUUUAAAUGUCAUGUGCCUGCAAGUACCUAUGGCUCCUGUGUAUAUCUGUAUCCUUUCUCAUUUUAGAUGUAAACGAAUGCCUGAUGGAGCCUUGUCUGCAUGGGGGAACAUGUGAGAACCAGCCUGGCUCUUAUUUGUGUCACUGCCUACCAGGAUUCGAAGGCACAAACUGUGAGACAGGUAAAGAGUUCACUCAGCCUGUGUUUAUUUUUAAAGCUUUUAACAUACAGAUCAUACAGAACAGUGAUCAAAUUCUGCCUUUACCAUCUCUGUGCAGAGCAGGACGGGUGUGAGUCCAAUCCCUGUCUAAAUGGAGGUGUGUGUCGCGGUUAUAGACAGAACUAUUUGUGCGUGUGCAAAGAUGGUUUCUUUGGAGACCAGUGCCAGAUGUGUAAGUGUGACUGCAUUACAAGCUUAUUCAUAAAACUCUUGCUCUUGUGUGGUUUUCUACUAACUGUCUUUGUCAACCUCUAGUGGAGAAUCCAUGUGUACUGCAGCCUUGUGGGAACCGUGGCCAGUGCAGGAGUGACAGGAGAGGGAAUUACAACUGUAUUUGCAAAGUGGGACACACGGGCAAAGACUGUGAGAAAGGUAAGAGCCAGAGACCGGCUUUGUCAGCUUGUCAUCUGUCACCUCAUCCUUUGUAUAUUAAGGACAACUCUGCAAUUAUUUAAUGUAUGGAUUAGACAUGUAAGGUUGCCACUGUUCCCAGACCUGUUGCCCCCCUCUGGUCUCCAUGUGCUGCAAGUGGAGGAGAAUGAGGUGGAGUUGCGGUGGGACGAGCCGGAUCCCUCUCAUAGUCUGAUCAGUGGGUUUGUUGUCACUUACGGUCCUCACGGAUGGAGCAAUCGUAAAUCAGACUCUCUGGACAGACAGAAGACCUCUCAUGUCAUGCGAGGCUUGGUGCCUGGCCUGCUGUACAACAUCUCCACCUUUUCUACCAAACGCAACACCAACAGCAACGACAUCAGCCAGCCUGCCACUGCACUGAUACGCACAAGUACGCACUCUCUUUAGGACUAUAAGCUGGCCCCUGGCACAUACUUUAUACGAAGAGUUUAAAUGCCUCUGUUUGUGUGCUGGUUAGUUCUUUAAUGCAAACAUGUUCCUGUGCUAGGACCUCGGCGGGUGGAGCAGCUGCAGGUGCUGAAUGUGUCCUCCUCUCAGGUGUGGCUGAGCUGGCUGGUUCAGGCAGCACGCCAUGCUGCUGUCAGCAGGGUGCAUGUGUCUCUGAUGCCUUCAGAUGGGAGUGAAGCUCGCACUGUUGUGCUCAACACCAGCACUGCUGAGCACAGCUUCAGGUCAGCUUCUGCACUGCUCGAAAAAAGGACACUUUAUAUAAAGGUCUAUUUAAUGCACAUUAAUAAGUAUAAUUAUAAAACACUUAUAGGACCGUAUAACAUGCUUAUGAACAUUUGUAAUUGUUAAUAAGAUUAAAGUUAAGCAUAGGUAGCACAUUUAUUAUUGCAUAUGACAUUAUUGCUUUUAAGAAUUUCUUCUCCUUCUUGAGACACUGUUCCCUCUUUAUAUCCAAUAGCUGCAUAAGGAGCAUUUCAGCUGUUAUUAACUGCAUUAUACAGGACUUGGUAAUCUUUACAGAGCAUUAAUCUUAACAUUUUACAGUGUAUUCAUGGUAAAGAACAUUUAUUCAAAGUUUAUAAGUGCUCUUUAAAUUCUUAACAAGAUUUCAGUCAGUGCUUAUAGGGGAACCUAUAAUCAAUGAAAGAUGUUAGCUUGAAUUGCAAUUAAGGCUUAUACAGUUGUUGAUUAAAAUCUCAUUAGGUUAUAAAUGCUCAUUAGGUUAUAGAUGCAGUUCCCUGCUAAUGUUUCAAGCUUACGAUAUAAUGUUCAUUCAUCUUUGUGAACCUCUAUAAAAUAUUAAUUAAUGUCAAUAAACAUCAUGUUGAUGUUUAGAACUUGUAUAAAAACUGUUAACAAGUGUCUAAUGAGAGCUGUAAAAGGUCUUAAAAAAUAAUGAAUGUAUUAAUUAUUCUGUUAUUAACUCUUACAAAUGUUUUAAAGCAACUUAGAAGGUCUGAAAUAUGGCUUAUUAACAAUUAAUCAAUACUUAUUACAAGGGUCUUAUUGUAAAAGUUAGAAAAAAGUUCCAAGACCUGCAGCUUUCUUUUUGUCCACUUGAUGGUGCUGUUGAGGUGCUGCACUUUGGGCGUUGAUGCGGCUUUUAUUUUUAACCACUAGAUGUCGCUGUUUAAUCACUGGUUUCAGGAUGCUGAUAAUGUGUGCUAUUGCUGUAGCGCCAGAUAAAUGAGUCUUUUUCUCUCUGCAGUUCAUUACGCCCAGGACAAAUGUACACAGUAGAUGUUGUGACUCAAAGUGGAAUCAGACCAGAUGAAUUCCCUUCCACCAGCCACUCAUCUGGACCUCUGCAGUUCUGGACAAGUAGGUUUCAAAUCAUCAGCAGCUGCAUGUGAAACUUUAUUUUUAUUAGAACUGUAAUGAUAUGACAGUUGACUUAAGUUUAAUGUUUUUUUAUUCAAAAGUUAUUAUAAACAUAACAAUUUAUCACCACAGAGCAUACAAAAUGUACACAGUGCAUCUGGAUAGUAUUUACAACGCUACACUUUUUUCACAUUUUCUUGUGUUACAGCUUUACUCGUAAAUGCUUUAAAUUCAUGUUAUACCUCAAAUUUUGGUUUGAAACUUUUGCAAAUUUGUUAAAAAUGAAAAACAAAAAUACAACAUGUACAUAAGUUUCUUACAGUGUUGGCUCAGUACUUUGUAGUUGCACCUUUGGCAGUAAUUACAGCAUCAAAUCUUUUUGAGUGUAACACUUCGAGCUUGGUGUUAAAAAAAAGUGUCGCACUGUGAAUACUUUCUGCAUAACAAAUCAGCUUAGGUGUUUCAGUGAGGAAGCAAAAAUGCAAGUUUAACUCUGCAAGAAAGCAAUGUGUGUGUGCUUUUUAAUCGUGACAGUUUUAUGACUUGAAGCAAAGCAAAAGGCAACACAAGUUCGUAAGUAUGCACAUCACAGCAACGAGACAACUCAAAGUGCUUCACACAAGACAUGAAAAACACAAUGACAAACGGCAAAAAUGCACUCUACAUGAGGAGGUUAAAUAGAUUUGAAUAAGUCAAUUAAAAGAGAAGAAAAUACAGUUAGAUUACACAAAUGACGCAACUAAGGGUUUUGAAGCCAGACACGAAACCAAGUGACAGUCUCACAUGUGUUUCUCCCUCAGGGCCUCUUCCCCCACAGAACCUCUCCCUGUCACAUGUGACCACUAACUCUGCCCUUAUCACCUGGAGCCGCCACCCGAGAAGUGUCCUAGACGGCUUUGUGGUCAAUGUGACCCGAGGACUGAAUACCAGAAGUCGCUUCCUGCCUAACGGGAAGUUAGGCUCCUACACUCUGCGAGAACUGACUCCGGGACAGCAUUACUAUGUGGCUUUAACAUCUGUCAGAAACACAGGACAGGAACAGAUCCACAGCAUACCUCAACAUCUAGCCUUCAUUACCUGUGAGUGUCUGUGUUUGAGGAAAACAGACUUUCAUGAACCUUCAUUUUGAUAAUUACUACACUAUUUUAGCAUGGAGGGGGCCAUGGGAAUCAUUUCUCCUGUGCAGAUGUUGAUGCAUAGGUUGAAGUGAAAACAAAGCAGGACUAGAUGUGCCUUGAGAUACAACAUUUUGUAUGCUAAAUGAUAACUUAAACUCUAUAUUUCCUUUGACCCAGUACCCAUGGAGGCUAGACCAGGGAGGAGAGAGAGGCCGACACUAACUGGACAGGGAACGCAGACUGGACGUACCACAACCCCAUCUCAGCCUCAGGACCUGGGAGGUACAGCAGAAACAGAGAACUCAGAGGAGCUGCACAGGUACACACAAUUAUCGAUGGAUAUUCAUUUACAAUCAGUUUUGAUAAUGGGGAUCUGCAGGAUUUAUUGUGACUAUAAACACCUCACAAAUUUAUCUGUAAUUUUUUAUUAUUCAGGUGGAAAGCGUAUACAAAUAUUCUUUUCAAAUGAAGUACAGAUACUGUGAUAAAAUGUUACUGAAGGUGAAGUAAACAGACUGUUUUGUGAAUCUACUCAAGUAAAGAAAAAAAAAGAAACUUAAUUUAAAAUUGACUUUAAUUAUUGGACUUUGAGGAUUUUUAGCCGAGGGAUAAGAAGUGAUGAUAUAGGGAUCAAGGUGUAACCUCCCAGUAGUUGCAAAGCAUAUUUUCAAGUUAAAUGUUGAAGUAUGACCAACAGAAGAUCAUUAAUGUGUGAAGGGAUGUUGUUGUCUGUUUAAAGUCACUGAAUAUUUCUGUCACAGUACCCUGCUUCAAACCACAGCCUGCUUUAGAAAUAGUUAAUCUAAUAUUGUUUAGCUUACAUGACGGCUGGAACUGAUGAAAAUCUGAUUGUGGCACACUUUAAUAAGGUUGGAAAGAGGUUUCACUUUGGUAAAAGUGAUGUUUCCUUCAUGAUCUACUGACCUUUAAAAAACAAGCCCGUAAAAAUAUUUCCAACUUUUUUGUGCCCACAGCCAUCAGACUUAAUAAUUCUUCUGUAAAUAGUAGAUGACUUUCUUCUUCUUCUUCUUCUUCUUCUUCUUCUUCUUCUUCUUCUUCUUCUUCUUCUUCUUCUUCUUCUUUGACUUGAGUACCUCUGGUUGGGAUUUCAGAACAAACUUUUCACUUUUGCAACUCAGUAACUGAUACAGUGUGACAUGUAGAGAAGAACAACAACAGCCACAAAAAUACUUGAGUACAACUACUGAUUCGAAAGAAUCCACUCAUUAGUACAAGAAAAGGUACUUUGUUACUUUAUUUAACUUUAGUAAAUGUAAUUAGUUACUGUUUAUACCACUGAUCCAGCCUCCAGUGGUGUAAAGAGUAAAAACAGAGUUUCUCAUACAAGACACAGAAAUGUGUACAAAAAUCAAAUCAGUGAUCAGAGAUAGGCUGAGUCUGACAUGUUCAGAGGGAAAGAGGUAGCAUGCUGAUAAAGCACAUCACCAUGGUUAAUUACAGAUAAAAAGGCUGCUUGGACAAGUAUUUUCAUGGGAAAGGCAAUUCAGUUUAACACAUUUAAUUACCUCUUGGUUCAAAGUGAGAAUCUGACGUUCAUCUGUCCCUGUCUUCAUAGACCAUGAAAAGUAUAUAAAUUUUAUCUUACUGGCAUUUAGGACCAGACUUCAUUUACAAAGACUUGUCUGGACAAGAUUAAAAGUAGCUCAUAGUUUUUUUUUUUUAUGCAAUAGUUAUUGCUCUUGUAUUUCAAAUAGAUAAUUAAAAGGGCAUAAGUCAAUGAUUCAGAAUCAUACAGUUUUUAAACCUUGAAGUUUUCAUGUUAUUGAAGCUUUUGUCAUUGAUAUAUUUAAAAUGUUUGUUUGUUUGUUUUUGCCGUCUAUUAACUCAAGUGGCAUCUGUGUUGCAGAUACACAGAGCUCAUUGACAGACGAGGAAAGAUUACAGCCAAGUUCCCUCACCUGCCCCGAAAAGCCAUCAGGCAUCGUACCAGUAAGUCCAAGAGAAACCAAACAUCUGAUUAUCAUUUAACAGAGAGCCAGCUCUACAGUGCUGUUUGACAGUAUUAUAUUUACAUGGUUUAUUGUUUUAUUCAAAGUAUCAGACUAUAUUUGACAUAAUGACACAAUAAAGUAUCCUGUUUCUGAAGCCAGAUUAAUCCAUAACAUCCACUGACAUAUAUCGAACCACAAAUCUGCUAUACUGACAUUCUUCUACAGACUGAAAGAUCAGUUUCACAGUUCGAUUUGCUCAGUAUGUUUAAACAAUGAUCUGCUUUCAGAUAGAUUAUCUUUGACCUCAGUCUUCUGUCCAUAUGGUCUGUAACAUACUCGAGGAUGUUUGGAUGACUUGAAGCUGCUCCUCUAAUGUAAACUGGACUCUCAUCUAUCACACAAACAGAAACAGUCGAUGUGACAAAUGUUGUUAAACUCACCUAGUUGAAGCCUGACAUGAGAAAAAACAUUAAACUUAGGGGUCUUUCAGUCAUAACAACAAAAAAGUUAUUUCAGAUGUUAACUUUUGCUCCCAUAUUACCUCCUGUUGAAGAACUGUUCUCACCAUAUUGAUGAUAUUGCUUUUGACCACUUUGUCAAAUCAAUAAUGUCAUAUAUCCGUAUUUGAAGCUGGGAAUACAAACAACUUUUCUGUGUGUCUCAGUUAUUUACAGUUCAAUAUAAAAAUUUGUCAUCCAUUGUACCUUUUUCUUUUUCGCUGAUUCAUGACUGGAAAAGUUUUGCCUUGCAGAACCAGACCCUCCUGUUAAAUUGGAGAAGAUGGAGGAAACAACAAACAAAAUCAGCCUUGCACUUGAGACUCAAGAAGAAGGCUUAAAACCAAAACCUGGUAAGUGGUUUUGCGGUUUGCAUUGGUUCCAGUGCAAACAUGAGAGAGAUGCUUUUUUGGAAAGCAACUUCUUCCUGGUCUUUAUUUAUGAUUUUCAUUUAUGAUUGAUGGUUGUUCUGACAGUCAGUGUUUGAUUUAAAUGUAUGUGAGAGUGCUACCCUCGUAGUACAAAGGGAGAGCAUAGGGAAGAAGUGGUGCAGCAGUUUGCGGUUAUCAACACAUGCUAUCAGCUGUGGGUAAUGUGGGGUAUCAGGGCUGAAACCUGACACUCACUCUCAUUCUUCACUGUGGAUAUUGACGGCAGCUGUUGUGUUUUAGAGUCACCACAGGACUGCCGCAGUCUGCAGUGCCAGAACGGGGGUACAUGUGUGGACGGAGGCGAUGCCUUCAUCUGUGACUGUGCAGGGGGGUUCAAGGGCAGACAGUGUGAACUGUGUAAGUAUGUCUGCUUCAUCUGCAUGCAUACACACACACUCACACUGAGGGAAACAUCCAAGUAAAUACAUCAUUGAUCUGUUUAUGUGUGCUGAAACAGACGGACCAGAGCAAAUCUUGGUGGUGUUGGUUGAAAGGCAGGUUUCGCUCAUGGAAAGGGUUUCUCUAAAUCAUUUAAGUCUUUAAGUCUUAGUAAGAUUAGGGGUCUACAGUGAUGCUGGUAGCUCUGUGAGGCAGGUAUGACGGUGCUUGGAGUUCUGCAAAAGCAUUUCUCACAUGAUGCUGAUUUAUGAAAAUGUAAUGAAAGGUGAGGAUAGUUGUUAGCCCCAUUGGGCCGCCUUCGGGUGGGGCGUAACAAAUGAUUACUGUCCUCAUGUUUAGGAUGUUGAGUACUUUUACAACUGUAUGACCCCAGCAGGGUUUGGUUUCUCUGCAUAGACUCUGCGAUCUGACUCAUACUCCCUCACUUUUGCACUUCAGCUUUUACCAUUUUCUUCUUUUUCUUGUCAGUGAAUAUCCUGUAACUCUUAGAUGUAACCAGGGCCCUCUUAAGAAUAAGAUUUCCCAUCUCAGCGUUACCUGUCCCAAUAAAGAUAUUACAAAAAGGUCCAAAUCCCUGUGAGAGUGGUCCUAGUUUUGCAAUAUCAGAUAUAAUAACCAAACCAAAGAACCAAAAAUCUUGAAGAGACAGAUAUUAAAAACAAAUUGCAGGCUUAGAUCUUUAAAAAUAGAGUUGAUACAAAGUGAAAAAAAAGCUCCAAAUAGCAAAGAGAAUGCUCUAAAUGUAAAUUGUUCCUGCAGAAAUAAGUUACAUUCAGAAAUGGUGCCUGUGGUGCACAACUUCAGAUAAAUAAUGGAUAUACAGGCAAAGAAGAACAGACUUUGAAGCUACAACAAGUCAUGGGGAGCAAAUAGACCUCCUGAACUUUGUGAAACAGCAUACUGCUGCAGGGAUGCAAACGAAUGCAAACGAUUUGUUCAAUAACUUAUUAAUUUUUAUUGUGUUGAAGUUAAGAGUUUUAUCUAAUCAGGUAUGAUAAGGACAUAGCUGAUUUUGCUGACAGAUGAGAUUUGUAGUUGUUUGCAAAAGAUUUGGCCUCAACUCUACCUCCAGUCAGAGUCAUCCUUUCCAGUGUUGCUACCCUAAUCUUGAGGCUGCUGAACACCUUUACAGACGCCUCUGGGUUACAUUUCUGAGACUAUGUUCAUGAUUUUGUUCAGUCUAUGAUUUAGACUGUCUAGAUUUAUGUGUCCUAUGUUUCUUUGUGGACUUCUACAAGUCCUGAAAUAUAUGUUAGUUAUUCCCAUUAGAAACUAAAUGUUUGUAAAUGUUUGCAGAGUUUUACAAUCACUCUUAACAGGAUAAAUAACACAGUAGAUUGCUAUUCAAAAUAUGGUUCCACAUACACUCUCCUGUACAGUUUUUCUUACAACAGAAGUUUAACCACAUGGAAACAUCCAUACCCACUCAGAUAUGUGUUUACCUGUUUUUGCCCAGAGCUUUUGGUGAAAGAUAUCUGCAGAGCAGCUGUCUGAAUGUCAUGAGUUUCAUCAGAGCUGGAUUUACACUUUGUCUUUGUGCUCCCAGGGGCUGUUCUUCUGCUCACUCUCAGUGUGACUGUAACAUCUCAUGGUGUGAACUUACAGCAGAAUCUGUGUUAGAUUUGCAUGUCAUCAUGUACGCUGACAUGGAGCACUGAGCUAUGUUUAGCCUGCUGCUUCUGUAAAAGCAGGAAACAUGCUCUGCUGACAGUUGACCCCACUGACAUGCCUUAUGAAUGACUUGGUUAACUUGAAGGCUUCAGGGCAUGAAUGUAUGACAUGAGUGCAGUGCCAAAGAAAGGCACAAAGCACCGCAUUAUUUGCACUACUCUGCUUUCCCUUCUUUCAAAACCAGCCAGAGCGACUAUUAUAACUCAGUGUUAUUCACUGUUAAACUUACCAAUGAGGUGGAGGGUGAAUGAUGCAGCAGCUGUCUAUUAUCUAUAGACAAUGUGCUCCUUCGACCCGGUUUAACUCUAUAUUUACUCCUUUACUGUCUCUCUAAGGCAUAUCCUUCGCCCAGUUGUCAAAGCUUAAAUCGUCUCCCAAAUGUCUGGUCUCUUUUCAGCUUUUCUUUCAAAUAAAAGCAAAAGUAAAACAAAUAAAGGGUUAAAAAAAUAAAUAAAUAACAAAUGAAUGAGCAAAUUCAUUUCUCCCAACACAUGACAUUUUUAGGGUAAUGUAAAUACAAAAAAGAAAUAAAAAUUCAAAACAGUAAUAAAAGGGGCAAGUGAUGUUUGAAAUCUUUAUAAGAAAAGAUUUUAACUCUUUGUAGCAGCCACAAGUAUAUGGAAAACAUCUUGUUUGUCACUGUAACUGCUGACUGGGAGUACUGUUUUCUAAAUCCAGUAAUAAAGUGGGAAACACAGUGUGAAAACAUCCGUUUAAGCCCUCUUAUGAUCAGAUGUCAGUGGAGCUGUACAUGAGCAGCACCCUGGUCAUCCCUUCUCCCUUCUCGAGUCCUUUUCUUCACCUAAACAUCCAGCGACAGAUUGUUUAAACAUUCCUUUCCUAAAACCAUCCAUCAGCCGGGGAGCUGCUCCAUCUAAACCAUCCAGCAGACUCUUUUCCUCCUCACUUGUCAAAACUUCAAACAUUCAUCCUUCAUGUCCUGUGACCACUUUUUGCAGUGUGCCAGCGAGUGCCGCACCCCUGUACCCGCCUGUACUCUGAGACAAAGAGUGUGCCAGUGUGGGAAGGUGGAGUCUGCCACUACCUGUGAGUUUUAUCAUCCACAGCUCUCCUGUUUCUGGCCCAACGUAUAAGUAUCAUGAACAAGCAUAAUGUUUAAGCACAAAAAAGUGAUCAAAUCCAUAAGUCUGUUUUGUUCUUUGCAGGUAUAAAAGGAUUUAUAAAGUGCAGCAGGAUGUUUGCUAUCGGGAGAUUUGUGAAACAGUGCCUCCAAAGAGAAAUCAGAGUGAGUUUUUCAACAGAUUCCUCUUAAGUGUUUUUGGAUGAUGACAAAUGCUAUCUUUCUAAUACAUGUAUGUUCACACUCUCAACAGAGAGAAGAACAAACAGACAACAGUAAAGGUUUGUUUUUGUCCUAAAAUUCUUGUGUGUUUAUCACUGCUACUGCAGAGAAUCACAAGUUCUCCAUAUUUCUCCCAAUAAUGACUCUUUUCUUUGGUUUCCAGAGCACUUGGAUGAAAGGACUGUCAUUGCUGUCAUGUGAUAAUCCUAACUUCAUUUUUGGUGUUUAUAAUCUACUUGAAGUGACUGAUUAUGGUGAUGUUUGUGCUGUCAGAACCCACUGUAACAUUUUAGAAACAUCUGAAAAUAAGGUUGUAUUUGUUCAUUCCUGAGAGCUGAGUGUGUGUGGCUGCGUGCUUCCUCAGAGGACUCCAAUCAAUCACAUGAAAAGCGGCCCGAAUUGUUGAUGAUUUGCGAUGUUUGAUGACUGAUAUACCUCAGUUCCACGUCCGUGCUGACACAUUAGGAGAGGUUUUUGUGAUUCAACUGCAGGUUUAUCCCUCAGGGAAAAUAACUGUAGAGCUUUCCUUAUACCAGCUUUGAAGAUGUACUGAUAAAGACAAUGGGAAAUGCUUGUUUUCUCCACACACAUUAAUUCAUCUCUUCCUCUGACAAUGGCGCACAGUGUUUUCUUUGUAUAAAUAUCUUUUUUUGUGUCUUAGCAGGCUUCACUGCAGCUCGCUCCUCUGUAAAUAGUGUUUAUAGGCCAUUUUGUAGGUGAAUAUUUUAAUAAUAAAAAUGUGAAAUGCU